AUGACUGAGGAGAAGCUGGAUCGUAUACUGGCAUGUGAGGAUUGGUUGAAUCUGUUUCAAGGAGCGCAGGCACACUCCCUGGUCGUCCCUUAUAGUGAUCAUCUCCCUCUUGUUCUUACACCAGUAACCAUCCCCCGAGUGCGGAGGCAGGCUAGAUUCUAUUUUUAUAAUAUGUGGCUGCGAGAAGAAACGUGCAGGGAAAUUUUUUCUCAGAGUUGGGACAGAACGGUGGGCCUGGACACGUUAGCAAGGGUAGAGGCAUGUGCACCUGACAUCUCGAAGUGGGGGCGGAAUUAUAACAGAGAUUUUCAGCGUAAGAUAGAGCAUAAUAAGGGUCGUUUGGUUUUGUUGAGAGGGAACCGUGAUGAGCCUUGGAUGCGUGAGUAUGAUGCGGUAGAAUGGGAGUUGCUCUUUUUGUUGGAGCAACAACAUUCUUUUUGUAAACAACGUGCCAAAGAAUUUUGGUAUCAAGGCGGGGAUGUUAAUAGCAAGUAUUUUCACAAUUCUGUGAAAGCUAGACGCUGUAGGAACACUAUUAGGAGGCUCCAGGAUGAGAAUGGGAACUGGGUCGAGGAUGAAGAGGGGUUGGACAAUGUUAUGCUGAAUUAUUAUACAGGCCUGUUUACGCCGGAUUAUGGGGAGAUUCAAGAGACACAGGGGCGUGAGGGGGUGGUGGCGUUGAAGCACGACAUGUCUAAGGCCUAUGAUUGGGUGGAAUGGGAGUUCCUUUGGGCAGUAUUGCUUAAGAUGGGUUUUGGUAACCGAUGGGUUGAUAUUCUGCUUGAGACGGUUAGCUCGGUACAGUACCAUAUCCUACAUGACCAGCGGCAUUUGGGACCUAUUAUUCCAGGUAGGGGACUCCGUCAGGGGGACCCGCUAUCCCCAUACUUGUUCCUCUUUGUUGUCGAGGGGUUGACCGCCAUGAUUGAGAGAAGUAUGUCAGCCGGCCGAUUGCAUGGAGUCUCGGUUGCCAGGGGUGCACCUUCUGUCUCUCAUCUACUCUUUGCAGAUGACUCCUUCCUGUUUCUCCGGGCUAAUGUCGGGGAGAGCGUUCAAAUGAGUGCUAAUGUGCCACAUAAUAUACGGAAUGAGGUGGUUGAUAUCCUGGGUGUGGAGGAAGGUGAGACUAGUGGAAAGUACUUGGGUUUGCCAUCCCUUGUGGGUAGGAGGAUGAAAGCCAUUCUGGGGUUUCUGAAGGAUCGUAUACUGACCAAGAUUCGUUCUUGGAAUGCCAAGUUUUUAUCAAGAGCUGGGAGGGAGGUUUUGUUGAAGAAUGUUUUGUAG
Ipomoea nil (Japanese morning glory) is the source of this 1284-nucleotide messenger RNA. RefSeq lists its product as uncharacterized. The record is from RefSeq and is a predicted model, not a curated record. The coding region runs from base 1 to 1284 and encodes 427 amino acids. The transcript is spliced from 3 exons. Lineage: Eukaryota; Viridiplantae; Streptophyta; Magnoliopsida; Solanales; Convolvulaceae.